Molecule: messenger RNA, 1209 nt
Organism: Paraglomus occultum
Lineage: Eukaryota; Fungi; Glomeromycota; Glomeromycetes; Paraglomerales; Paraglomeraceae
Source: the annotation of a GenBank genome assembly
AUGCUUCCCUAUCAUCGACCAAAAGUUCUUUUCUCUGUCUUUCUUGUCCUUAUACUGCUUAUGGUGUCUAGCUACCUCGCAGUACCCUUUUUGUUUAACUAUUUCGCAUCUUGCGACCAGCACACAUGGUCUUGCAGCCUCCGUCAGCACUUUCUACCCGUGUCCUCAAUUUACGGUGAGGAUGUUGAACCGAUCUUGUUAUGGACGCGCUGGUUCGGAGAUUCCCGGUCAUGGUUGGAAGGCAAGACUCUUCGCGGGAGUAAUGAGAACCAUAAAUGCGUGGUUACGUAUUAUAGAGCCGCCGGCGCUAUGGCCAAAUUGGUGUUAUUUCACAGGCCCGAUUUGAAUGCGAACGACCUCCCAACCAAGCGGGACGGUCAGAUGUGGGUACUGUAUAGUAGUGAGGCUUUAACCACAUACACAGGAAAGCAUGCGAAAAAGCUGGAGGCUUUGUAUCCGUACUUUAAUUACAGUCUCAACUACCGCCUGGACUCGAAUUUUCCAUUCAUUUACUACGACACCAAGAUCAUGGAACAGUUAUCAAAACCUCCCUCUUCAUUUUCACCUGAUAUCGAGCCGGUAGCAUGGAUAGGAAGCAACUGUGAUGCGCGAAACGGACGACACUUUUACAUAAAAGAGCUUAUGAAACAUAUUCCAGUUGCAAGUUAUGGCUCGUGUCUGAACAACAAGCCUUCAGUACCGCGAGACCAAACCGUCGAUUAUAUAUCUCGUCAUCCUUUUUACCUGGCGUUUGAAAAUUCAAAUUGUGACUACUAUGUUACUGAAAAACUCCAGAAUUGUUUCGAGGCUGGAAUUGUUCCUAUCGUAGCGGGACCUAAAAAUUACACACCAUUUAUUCCUACGCCUCAUUCCGUCAUCUUCAUCGAUGAUUUCAGGGACCCAAGAGAUCUUGCUAAACACUUGUAUUUUCUUCUCGAACGACCUGAAGAAUAUCAAAAAUAUAUGGACUUUCGAUUCAAUCCACAAUUGAUAUCAGAAGAGUUUCGAAAGAAUUGGGAUGGUCCUAACGGAUGGAACCGCUAUGUCGGGCUCCGUCGGUUGUGUGAUACGGCUUGGAUGCUCAAAACUGGGAAUUUGACUUCCGACAAUCCAGAAGAAGAUUGGAUGAUGCCCAGGGUCGUGGAAGCAGAUUCUUCAUGCGAAGAGACCAUUGGCAAGUACGCGUAUGUUAAAGAAUUGUCAGAUUAA